AUGUAUGGCAGCGCAUACGGAACGGUACGCAUUCCUGAAUGUACACCUUACGCGUUCUAUCGAGUUACGCUAGCUCAAUUUGAAUAUAGAUUGUUGAAGGCUAAAUGCUACCUAAGUUAUAACACGGAUGACGCGCUGUUUUAUAGGCCACGUCUUACUAUGGAUAUAAGAUCUCUUAUUGAAUCAAUUUGGUUUACAUGUUUACCUGUAGGUAAGAUCAUUGCAGGCAUUGGAACCGUGAACUAUAAGGGUAAAGUUUUUUACCCCAGAUGUUUGAAAGACAAUGUUCUUGGAAUACUUUAUUCAAACUUGAAAGAAAUAGUUACGGCGAUGGCAAACCCGAAUACACCGCCUGAAAGUCGUCGAGCUUUCUACGAAUUGAACCCUCUACCGUUCGCUAAAUGGAAUCAACCUCAGCGAAAACGGGGUGAUCAGCCUCCUCUAGUUGAUUUAGACCCUCUGCUGUUGAAUCCCGAUGACUUCAUGCCCCCUGAGUACGGCGAUGACGAUUUUGCAAAUGAUGUGCAUUGUGUGCAAGACUUCAUUUCUUUUUUAAAUAGAGAAGCAUAUCUUUGUACUGGUCGGAUACCGAUACAAGAUUAUGAAGCUCCGGGUCAUCAAAGCAUCCUAGUUUCAAAUUACGCUACAGGUUUACGAAAUCCUGACAAGCAAUUCCAGAAUCAAUGGGCUGACGAGGGCAUGCCUCAGGGCGAUCUGGACGAAUUCUGGGCCCCAGAGAAUCUAUCAAAGGAGGAUUUCCAAAUGGGAAUAGCGAUUUUAGUAGGUGAAUCAAGACCAGAUAUGGCAGAGGCUUUAGAAGCAGUAGAAGUUAGAGAUCCGGUAUCCCUGGCAGGGCCAAGUUCUCGUGACCUUGACGUUGAGGCAGAGGAACGACGCGCAGAGGAACAACGCAAGAGAGCUAGAGAUCCUCCCGUGGUUUACAGGGAUAUUGAUGGAGUUCAAGAGUUUGAAGCCUUCUCAAAGACCCUCGAAGGAGUCGAACUAACAGCAGAAGAAAAGCAAAGUCUGGAGGAACUGCAACAGUAUUUAGUCCAGGGUGAAGGGAGCUGGGUACUUGGCGAUGAAUUCCUCAGUUUUAUUGGCCGUAUCCUAACCGACCCGUCAAUAAAGACUAGUUCUCGUUGUGGUGUCUUGAGAUGUCUAGCAGCGAGUGCUUUAAAGGAUGACGUAUCACUUUUACUACACCAAGAUAGACGACAACACGCCUUAUUGGGAUAUGCGCACUCAAUUGACAUGUUGCCAAUAGACGAACAACGUGCUUUAGGCCUUUUUAUGUGCAACUUGUUUGAAAACACGUCAUCGUCAGAGUGGCUACUUUAUAUCAGUGAGUGGGAGUACAAGGGUGUAGCACUGUCAAAUAUACGGGUCACUACCAAGGUGUGUGUGCAAUGUAUGCUGAGUGAUCAGACGGAUCUACGCGAGUUCGGAACUGCGCUGUUAUACAACAUCGCCAGCAAGGAGGUAAAGACCGUGGUAUUCGACGAGGUAUGCGUAGAAUUGGCGAUGGCGGCCCUACAGCUAACGCAGUACGAACCGGCUGAGGAACAUUUGUGGAGGACUCUCACAGCCUUAGCCCGACUGGCCCAACAUUCGUCUGAAGUGCCACAACUUAUUGCUAUUGUUGGACCAGAUCCUAGUGGCUACAGGGGUAGGAGUCCACGCAUAGACGAACAGAUAGAUAUAAUAAUGAAGAAAGUUAAGUAA
Molecule: messenger RNA, 1725 nt
Organism: Pieris macdunnoughi
Lineage: Eukaryota; Metazoa; Arthropoda; Insecta; Lepidoptera; Pieridae
Source: the annotation of a GenBank genome assembly